UUGCCCCAAACGGAACACGAUAAAUCCUAACUGGUUGAAAACAAUGCUCAAUCAAAAUCACCUACUUCUUUUGCUGGGUCUGGCUGGUUUUUUUAUCAGUGGUGCUGCUCAAAUAGAUUCCACAUGUCCGGGUGGUGUUGGCCAUCUUGGAACAAACUACACUAUUGUAGGUGACAGAAGCAACUAUACAGGAUUUGUAUGGGUUCGACCAAGUGAUGACCUUUAUGUCGUCACGUGCAACCCCAACUGCAGCUCUGUGGCCGGAUACAGAGCAACCAACGAUCCAUCCUCUAUACUAACCAUCGAAAGUGUUGGGAAUAUAGAUGCCGGGACGUGGAACAUAAGGAACGCAGAUGAAACGGGUGCUGUGGGCGUGUGUAAGCUGACGGUAGCACAAACUCCCGAAUGUACCGUUAGCGGCGAUCGGGACACUGACGCUCUUGACCUUGACACGGCCCUGCUACUCACAGUGAAUGUGACCGACUACUAUUGUUCCGAACUAACUGGCUUGAGUCUUAUUACUGGCGCUGUCUUGGAGACGCUGAAGGUGAACCACAACGUCAGUGGCGUCACUUCCGACGUUAUUAACAAAACCGUCAGUAUAAACCUUUCAAGUCUUGGCGACGUCAGAGUGAGGUUUACGUGUGACGACACUAGUUAUAAUCUGAGCUGUCGUGGAGUUCAAAGGUUGUUAAAAAGUCCACCACAGUGCAACAUCAGCAGCGACUCAGACACCAACGCUCUAGAUCUUGGAACAAAUCUCAACCUGACACUGGAACUCAGAGGGUACUACUGUUCUCAACAAGCUGGGUUUGAUCUCACAACUGGCAGCGUCACAGACGUCUUGUUACAGAACCAGACAACGAACAACAUCACAGACACUGUCCAGCACCACUCCUUCAACGUCACAUCUGACCGCUUUGGAGACGUCAGUGUCACAUUCAGAUGUGACAACAGCAACAGAACACUCUCUUGCGGUGGAGUUUCUAAACUCACAGCUGCUACAACAACUACAACACCCGGGUCGACAGAAACAAGUACCAACAAUUCUAACAGCAGCAUGCAAACAAGCUCACCAUCGCCAUCGCCAUCGCCAUCGCCAUCGCCAUCGCCAUCUGAGGGGUCGACAACACCCAAAAGUACCACUUCUACUACUGAAUCAUCGCCAACAGACCUCACCCUGGGACUUGCUAUAGUAGGACUACCAGUAUUCAUUUGUGUUCUUGCACUUAUUGUUAUUGCAUGCAUUCUCCAAAGGAAAAGGCUGAAAAAAAUUGGAAAGUAAAAUCGCAUCAGGAAGCCGUGGUUCUCAUAAUACAAACAAAGGAGGUCAAGAAAUGAGUUUGUCAAAA
Haliotis rubra (blacklip abalone) is the source of this 1352-nucleotide messenger RNA. Its product is annotated as mucin-5AC-like. The record is from RefSeq and is a predicted model, not a curated record. The transcript is spliced from 7 exons. NCBI's taxonomy places the organism in Eukaryota, Metazoa, Mollusca, Gastropoda, Lepetellida, Haliotidae. Bases 44 to 1285 code for a protein of 413 amino acids.